Messenger RNA from Sarcophilus harrisii (Tasmanian devil), 815 nucleotides. RefSeq names its product somatotropin. The transcript is spliced from 5 exons. Lineage: Eukaryota; Metazoa; Chordata; Mammalia; Dasyuromorphia; Dasyuridae. Gene Ontology annotation, cellular component: extracellular region. The record is from RefSeq and is a predicted model, not a curated record. Bases 61 to 708 code for a protein of 215 amino acids. Gene Ontology annotation, biological process: growth hormone receptor signaling pathway; positive regulation of growth; animal organ development. Gene Ontology annotation, molecular function: hormone activity; growth hormone receptor binding.
AGACCUAGGACUCAGCCACCUACAUCAACCAGGAUCCUGUGACCAGAUUGUCCAGCAGAGAUGGCUCCAGGUACCCGAGUCUCCCUGUUGCUCCUCAUCACUUUCACCUUGCUGGGGCCACAGAGAGCUGGUGCCUUCCCAGCCAUGCCUCUGUCCAGCCUCUUUGCCAACGCCGUACUUCGUGCUCAGCAUUUGCACCAGCUAGUUGCUGACACAUACAAGGAGUUUGAACGGACCUACAUUCCAGAGGCACAGAGACAUUCCAUCCAGAGUACCCAGACAGCUUUCUGUUUCUCUGAGACCAUCCCAGCUCCCACUGGCAAGGAUGAGGCCCAGCAAAGAUCUGAUGUGGAAUUGCUCCGUUUUUCCCUUCUCCUUAUCCAAUCUUGGCUCAGCCCUGUGCAGUUUCUCAGCAGGGUCUUUACCAACAGCCUAGUCUUCGGCACUUCAGACCGGGUCUAUGAGAAGCUGAGGGAUCUGGAAGAAGGGAUCCAGGCUCUCAUGCAGGAACUGGAAGAUGGAAGUUCAAGGGGUGGCCUGGUCCUUAAGACAACCUAUGACAAAUUUGACACGAACCUACGAAGUGAUGAGGCACUGCUCAAGAAUUAUGGGCUGCUCUCCUGCUUCAAGAAGGACCUGCACAAAGCUGAGACCUACCUCCGGGUCAUGAAGUGCCGCCGUUUUGUGGAGAGCAGCUGUGCUUUCUGACGGCCGUUGGCUGCACCCUCACCCAUGGCACUGCCUCUUCUUGGAAGAUGACAGGGCCACCCCCAAAUAACAUACCUUUCCACUGAGAAAAUAAAAUUGCAUAAACC